AUGGCUCUGGAGAAUGGAGACUCCGGGAAAGGGACGUGGAAAAAGCAAGUCGACGACAUCAAGAAAAUAUUUGAAUUGAAAGAGAUCCUCGGAACGUGAGUGUGUUAUUUCUUAACAUUUUCAAAAGCCCUAUUGUUGUCAAUGCUAAUUGGUCAUGAAUUUACAUCUGGUGAGCAGCGGUAGGCCUCUGAAACUUUGUUGCCGAAUGUAGCGGGACGCUCGCGCUGGAUACUUUGUAUCCGUUUCGGUUUAGGGACUGUUCAGUUCACCGUUUAACUGGAAGCCAGCAGAGAUGUUAGGCUAUCUAUGACGGGCUAUUUAACGGACUGUAGGCUAGCGUUAGCCCAUAUCUCUGGAUGAGACGAGUGUUCGUUGGGUACGCUAUGAUAGAGAAAUAUCCAAUGUCACUUUUUGUAGGCUAGCCUAUGUCAUUCCAAAUUAUGUGACACAGACUACCCUGUGAAAUUAGGGAAAGCUAUGAGGCCUAUUGUAGGCUAAACUAUGUAGGAACUGUUUUACAAAAACCUAGACAGUAGCCUAUGUCUAAAUAAGGGGGUCUCGUGCGUUUUAGUCCAUUAUUUUACAACCGGUUAUGCAUGUCUUGUUCAGUUGGCUCUGUUUGUUGUUAUAUGCAGUCUUGGCUAUUGUUUAAAUUAGCCUACUACAUUCAUCCUCACUCUCUGCCCCGCCCCACGGCUCUGACAGGUCCAGAUGUGCCGCUAUCUAUCAUAUGAAUGAUCUUUGGAGACGCAGGCAGUAAAACACUGAUAUCAAUUGAGACUCCGACCUUAUAAAAAUUGAUUUGACCAGUAGCGAGUGGUUAUCAUGGUUUUCUGUGUUUAUCUAAUCCAGAAUUAUUUAUCGGUCACUGUUUAAAGCCUAUUUAUCACUAGGCCUGUUAGGCCUACGGUGUAACUAACCUCAUACAUGAAAGAUUGGUUUUGGUUUGACAGCAUCAUAACGGUUAAUUUGCAACCCAUGUGAACAGUUUGUUCAGGUGAAAUGCUUGGCCAAAUGCCCCAGCCUCUUGUUGAAGACCGUUAUGCCUACCGGACGGUGCGGUGCUGUAGGCUAUAGCAGAUUUUCUCUCUGGCGCUGGUACUUCGUUCACACUGGCACAGAGGAACCGUUUGUUGACUGGACAGGCAGAAUCGAGGGAGGACCGUUGGAUUAAAACGGAUUAGCGGGCCAGGGAAAACCUCCUGGUCCUGGAAUAGGCCACUGGAACAGUUCAGACAUGUUGCAGUAAGAGUGAUGGUAAUAAAUUAUGAUAAUAAUGAUUACAAGUUUUCAACAGGUCAUUUCAGUGGGCAAUGUGUCGUGGUUAUUGAGUAUAUUAAUAAGGUUGUGGAGUGGUUCUGCAUUGUGUGUGCAUGAUGGCCUUUGCAGAAUUCCAGGUAUGCCCAUUUGGAGCAGAGGGCGCAUAAAUCAGGCUUAAAGGUCAUGUCUGAUCCUUAUUCUUCAUAACUCAGCAUCAGUUUCACUGAACUCAACAAAGAGGAGAUCGGAAUUUCUACUGUGUGCCUGGAAUUCAAGUAACAGAUGGAAGUAUGGACAGGUGCGUUUGGGUGGGUGUGUUUUACUGAUGGACUAAUGGGGGGUCACUCAGUUGCUAUGCUUAUAGCUCAAGUCUCCCCUGUGUUGCCAUGGUGUUUAUGUCCUAGCACUGUUCACAGCAUGACAAAGACACUGAUUGGGGUUAUUUACAAAAUAUUUCCAGAGGUGCUGUUUAUCCCCUUCACACACGCACACACACUGGAACUGAAGACAGGUUUUCUUGUGUAUGCUGGUGUUUUGUCUGCACACUUCUGUGUGUUGUUCACUGGGUCCUCCAGGUCCCUUCCUGGUGGAGACCUCUUUCUCUGUGACUGCUGACUUUUGUUUCCUCAGGGGCGGGGCUCAGGGAUCUGUCCUCCCGUCUGGUCCCUGGCAACACAAAGGCCUUCUGUGCACGCACGCGCAACACAAAGGGCCUUCUAUGCACACACACACACACACACACACACACACACACACACACACACACACACACACUUGGCCUUAGGCUAUAAGUACGACCUGGAAUUUGUCUUGGUCAGGAAAAAAUUAUCUGCCCUAAAAAUAUUACUCCCACAUUUCAUGUUAACGCCAUAGCAACACAUUAACCAGAGUUCUGCUCAGCGUCAGCCAUUGAACUCCCUCCUGCUGAUGUCUGGUGUUCUCCCCUUUAAUUCUCUAUCAGCAGAAAAAGAAAGGGAGAAAGAGAGGAGGGAGUGAUGGAGAGAGUGACGGAGAGAGGAGUGGAAGAAAGACAGCGUGGUGUCAGGGACAUUGCCUGUAGAGUCUAUUAA
Coregonus sp. 'balchen' is the source of this 2330-nucleotide messenger RNA. The record is from the annotation of a GenBank genome assembly. Lineage: Eukaryota; Metazoa; Chordata; Actinopteri; Salmoniformes; Salmonidae.